GCCGUGGCGACGGGCUGCUGCGCGCUGGCGUGCGCGGCGGCGGCGGCGCGCGCGGCGCGGCGAUCGUCUCGCAGGGGGCUCAUCGCGCGCGGGGCGGCGGCGGCGGAAAAGUCUGCAAGGGGUGCCCGCGCGCCCGCGGCCGGACGCGCGGCCGUCGCGCAGGCGGCGCCGCAGCUCGUUACCGACGUCCGGCCAGACGUCGGCCCGAAGGGCACGUACCAGGUCGGCAUCGAUUUCAAGAACUGGCUGCAGUCCUCCCAGGACUGAGACGGUGCAGGCCGACAACCUGCGGGUGGAGGGCAAGCUGCCCGCGUGGAUGCGCGGGAGCCUGGUGCACGCUGGGCCGGCCAAGUUCGAGUUCGGGCCCGACGAGUUCGUGGAUUGGGUCGAUGGGCAGGCGAUGCUCUACCGGAUCCGCAUCAAAGACGAUGGCGCCUGCGAGUACACCAACAAGUGGCUCGACACCUCGAACCACCGCGCUCAUCGCGAGGGCGGCCGCAUCUCCGUCCGCGAGACGUGCUCUCGGCCCUCUAUCGAGAACUUCUGGGAGCGUAUCGCGUACAUGUUCCAGCCCCCUGACAACGAGAAUGGCAACCUGCACAUCUCGCAGUGUGCAGGCAACUCCAGGUGCAUAUCCAUGUCCGUGGGCUCCUCACUGAUGGAGUUCACGCUGGAGGACCUCAAUACGGUCGGCAAGGUGAACUUCCAGGACGAUCUCGCUGAGCUUGGGCCUCUGAUCUUCCACGCGGAGCCGCAUGUCGAUCACAUCACAGGCGAGUGGUACACGUGCGCAAUCCAGCUCAAGAUCAGCCCAGAGGACAUGGGUCUGAAGCCCGAGUACGUGGUCUACUCCAUCCCAGCCGACACGCAGCGGGAGCCCGGCGCCCCGGUCUACCGCAGGCUGAUCACCCGGGUCCAGUCGGACUACCCGUCGCCGGUGCACACAAUCGGGAUCACGGACAGAUUCUUCGUCAUGAUCCAGAUCCCGUACCCGCUCAACUGGGACGGCAUGAUGAACGCGGAAGGCAAGUGGUUGAUGACCGGCAAGUACGAGGGGAACCUGAACGAUUACAACACUUGGCAGCCGGAGCGCCCGACGCAGAUCCGGUUGAUCGACAAGGUGACGGGCGAGCAGAUGCCCGUCUUCGAGACGUUCCCCUUUUUCUUUUUCCACGUCAUAAACUGCUUCGAGGAGAAGGGCGGCGCAGACGGUUCGCACAACUGCGUCUACAUCGACGUGGUCUGCUACGAGGAGCCGCCUGUGGGCUUCCCCCUGCGCCAGGCGCGCAGCGGCGACGUGGAGGACUGGCGCGGCGGUGGGGGCGAGGUGAAGCGCUUCUGCCUGGACCUGACCAGCGGCGAGUGCACCUGGACCGGCUGGCCGGACAACUGCUUCGACGAGCCGAAGAUAAACCCGAAGGUCUCUGGGCAGAGGCAGCGCUUCAGCUACGGCGUCAUCGACGACAACGGGAUGCUGCGCCUCACCAAGCAGGACCACGAGACCCACGAGGUCGUCAAGUGGGCGAGCCAGGACGUCUCGCGCGAGCUGCCCUGGCAGCCCGUCUUCGUGCCCAUGCCCUACAGCGACAAGGAGGAUGCUGGCGCGCUGCUGUCCUUCGUGCGCGACCAGCCCACGGGCAACACAUUCUGCGUCGUGCUCGACACCGAGACGUUCGAGGAGCACGCGCGCAUCCACUUCCCCGAAGGUCACCACGUCCCUCUGCACGGACACGGGCACUGGAUGCAGGGGCAGUUCUAG
Messenger RNA from Prorocentrum cordatum, 1759 nucleotides. Lineage: Eukaryota; Dinophyceae; Prorocentrales; Prorocentraceae. The record is from the annotation of a GenBank genome assembly.